This is a messenger RNA of Notolabrus celidotus (New Zealand spotty), 2213 nucleotides long. It is a transcript of the gene cmah, whose product is annotated as cytidine monophospho-N-acetylneuraminic acid hydroxylase. The transcript is spliced from 15 exons. The record is from RefSeq and is a predicted model, not a curated record. The coding region runs from base 166 to 1938 and encodes 590 amino acids. Gene Ontology annotation, molecular function: 2 iron, 2 sulfur cluster binding. NCBI's taxonomy places the organism in Eukaryota, Metazoa, Chordata, Actinopteri, Labriformes, Labridae.
GGGAAGUAGGAGUGUGGCGCUUGGGGGGCACGCAUCUCCUAGCGUGACGCGCAGGGGCAGCUGAUCCCACUGACUUCACCACACUUAAAGCACUGCACCUGCCGAUGCGCAGAUCAUCUCACCACGACUGCUCCUGGGAUCACAGCUCGUCUGUUCGGAGGUAAAAUGACUUCUCAGAGAGCAAAGACGCUGCUGACACUGGACGCUGAAGCAGUCGGCACGCUCAAAGAAGGAAUCAAUUUCAAGAAAAGCCCGGAGGACGGAAAAUGUUUCAUCAUUUACAAGAGCGACGAUGGCAUUAAAGCAUGCAAGAACCAAUGCAAACAUCAGGGAGGGUUAUUCAUCAAAGACAUCGAAGACCUGGAUGGCAGGACUGUUAAAUGCACCAAACACAACUGGAAACUGAAUGUGUCAUCGAUGGAGUAUGUCAAUCCACCGGACAGCUUCUUGCAGGAUGAGCUUGAGGUGGAGACGUUGGAGGAUGGAGGGCUUCAGCUGGUCGAGUUAAGCCCUGUUGACCCCUGGCUGACUGACCCACGAGAGCCUCAGGAACUCCAGGAAGGAGAAGUGAAAGUAACCUACUUGACCCACGCCUGCAUGGAGCUGCAGCUGGGCCAGAAGCGGUUCAUGUCCGAUCCCUGGCUGAUGGGUCCCGCGUUCGCUCGUGGUUGGUGGCUUCUCCAUGAGCCUCCAGAGGACUCUCUGGAUCGGCUGUGUGCAGCGGAUCUGGUCUACAUCAGUCACAUGCACUCUGACCACCUCAGCUUCCCCACGCUGAAGGUCCUCUCAGACCGGAGGCCAGAUAUGCCCAUUUAUGUCGGUGACACAUCGAGACCCGUCUUUUGGUAUUUGGAGCAAAGCCAAGUAAAGCUGACCAACAUCAACGUUGUUCCUUUUGGCAUCUGGCAGAAUAUUGACGAGCACCUGAGAUUCAUGAUCCUGAUGGACGGUGUACAUCCUGAAAUGGACACCUGCAUCAUCGUUGAAUAUAAAGGUCACAUGAUCCUGAACACUGUGGACUGCACCAGACCGAACGGGGGCAGACUGCCAGAGAAAGUGGAUCUAAUGAUGAGCGACUUUGCUGGGGGGGCAUCUGGAUUCCCCAUGACCUUCUGUGGAGGGAAAUACAGCGACUCCUGGAAGGCAGAAUUCAUCAAGAAUGAAAGGAGGAAGCUGCUGAACUACAAAGCUACACUGGUGAAGACCCUGGAGCCAAAGAUCUACUGCCCGUUUGCUGGCUACUUUGUGGAGGCUCAUCCGUCAGACAGAUACAUCAAGGAAACAAAUCACAAAAACAGUGCAGAGGACCUGAACGCACUCAUCAACAAGCUUGCACCAGAAAUCAAGACUUGGACACCAAAGCCAGGCGCUGUGCUGGACCUCGGCCUUGCUCUGAGAGACCCCACUAACAGUGCGGCCAUCACCGACCCCCCAGCCGGUGCAAAAAUCUACAAGGACAGCUGGGAUUUCGGCUUGUAUGUGGAUGAACUGAACAGUACCAUCCACUGUGAGAUAUUUAAACAUCAGAGCUGGAUCCAGUUUUAUUACAAGUGGGCAGGCUUUAAGAACUACAACCUUGUUGUGCGGGUGACUGAGACCGAUGAAAACUUUGAGCCCCUCACCAACGGCUACGAUUACUUGGUGGACUUCAUGGAUCUGACGUUCCCAAAUAAGCGGCCUGAUAGAGAGCACUCGUACCUGGAGGUUAAAAACAGAAUAGGAGUGAUGAGAUCGAUGGUGCUGCACGGCCGUCUCUGGGAUGACCUCUACAUCGGCUUCCAGAACCGCAUAAGCCGAGACCCAGAUAUCUACCACCACAAGUUCUGGAACCACUUCCAGACAGAGCUGCCACUACGCAGGCCAGACUGGGACCAGUUCCUGCAGCAGGUUCCUCCAGUCGAGGAGCCAGAGACGCAGAGUGACUGUGUGCUUUCAUGAACAUGAAGAAGAAGAUCAAACGGAUUGUUUUCUGAUAAACAAUCAAAGGUUAAAAGAGAAGGAAAUCAGACUAAUGUUGUUUUAAUGUUCUGUGUUAAUCAUGUAAAAUAAAAACUAACCAGGCUAGAACACUAGAACACACUCUACCAACUGUUGUGUGAAUCAUUGUGUAUCGCCUGUGACCAACUUGGCAUUGCACGGCUCUAUCCUGCCUUUGUAUUGAUAUUUUAUCUCCCCUUGAUCAAAUUCUACAUAAAAUAUUUAAACAUAAGCGA